AUGGCUAGAAAAUCUGCUGCUAAAAAGGCGAAGUUGGCCGCACAGAAAAGUGGAAACCAGAAAUCAGUAACUGAAACUUCACUUGAUUCCAAAGAUGGUCAACAGGGUGGGGUGGACAUAUCAAAAAAGCAGCAUGAUGACAGUGAGGAUCAAGAAGAGUCUGAGGAAGAUAACUCUUCAGAGUCGUCCUCUGAUCUGGAAGAUGAAGUUGGUGAUCUAAUCACUGAUGAAGUAGAGCAAGGAAUCAACAAGGUUUUAAGUGCCAUCAAAUCUAAUGACAAAUCCUUGUUUGAUCCCAAUGUGAGAUUUUUUGAGGAUCCUGAAAAGGCUGUCGAAAAAUUAGAUCUCAAGAAAGAAUACAAACCUCUUUACCUUAAAGAUUACCACAGAAAGAAUUUGUUAGGUGAGGCCCAGGAGUUUGAAGAUGGAGAAAAGCCGUAUGUCAUUGAACAACGUGAUGAGAGAGAUAAGUUGUUGAAUGAGAUCAAGAAAGAGGUUGAAUUUUCAGGUAGACAGGAGAACGAAGACAGUGAUGAAGAUGAAGACGAUGACUUUUUGAAACGCAAAGAAAACGAAAGAACUGUUGAGGCUGCAGAUGACCUGCCAGAUCCUUCCGAGAAUCAGGAGGAGUUUUUGGACAAAUUCAUCAGUAACCAAGCUUGGAUUCCCAAAGAAGCUGAUAAAGAAAUUGAUAUGGAAGAAGAUGAUGAGGAGUUUGAUGAAGCGGUAGAGCAAUUCGAACAAGCGUACAACUUUAGAUAUGAGGAUCCUCACGCCGCUGAAAUUGUCACUUAUGCUAGAGAUCAAGCCACUCUCAGAAGAGGACAAACAAAUAGUAGAAAGAAACAGAGAGAAAUUAAGAAGCAACAGAAACUCGAAGAGAAACAGAACAAAGAAAAGGCCUUGCAACAGAAAAAGCUCAAAAAAAUCAAUUUAGUCACUGACAGAUUGAUGAAGAUCAAGAGGGAAGUCGGGGAAGGUGUAAGUGAAGAUCUUAUCAAGAAGGUAUUUGGUGAAGAUUUAAUGAAUGAUGAUUUCAAUGAUGCCGACUGGGACCAAAAAAUGUCUCAGAUAUUUGAUCAUGCGUAUUACCAGGCUGAAGUCACGAAGCCUACGUGGGAUGAUGAUGAUGAGAUAAUGGGUGAAAGCUACAACAAUGACGAAGAGCACAGUGAUGAAGGAAGUGAUUCUGAAGAAGAAGAGGAUAAUAUAAAUGCUGAUGAAUUAGAGUCUGUGAAGUUAAAAGAAAAAGGCUUCUCUUCUGACAAAGCUAAAACGAAUAUAAAAUCAAAGAACGAGAAACAGAGUAUCAAAGAAACAGCAGAAAAAAUCGUUACACAGAACAGUUCCAAAUUAUUAGAUGAGCUUGAUGAAGAAAGAGGCAGAACAGCAACAUCUUCUGACACCAUCAAGUUCACUUAUAGAGAAGUCUCUCCGGAAUCAUUUGGUCUUUCAAACAGAGACAUUCUUAUUGCUGAUGAUUCCCAAUUGAAUCAAUUUAUUGGUAUCAAAAAACUGGCCCCUUACAGAGAGAAAGACCAAAGGGACAGGGACAAAAGAAAGUAUGGAAGACAGAAGCGUCUAGGUGAAUGGAGAGAGAAAGUGUUCAAAGAUUUUGUAGUCAAGGAAGAUGGUGACGGUUUGAGAUUCAGAAAGAAGAGAAAACAUAAAUAG
Messenger RNA from Komagataella phaffii GS115, 1674 nucleotides. RefSeq names its product Essential nucleolar protein required for 40S ribosome biogenesis. Gene Ontology annotation, biological process: endonucleolytic cleavage in ITS1 to separate SSU-rRNA from 5.8S rRNA and LSU-rRNA from tricistronic rRNA transcript (SSU-rRNA, 5.8S rRNA, LSU-rRNA). NCBI's taxonomy places the organism in Eukaryota, Fungi, Ascomycota, Pichiomycetes, Pichiales, Pichiaceae. Gene Ontology annotation, cellular component: nucleolus; 90S preribosome. The record is from RefSeq and is a predicted model, not a curated record. The coding region runs from base 1 to 1674 and encodes 557 amino acids. The transcript has a single exon.